AAAGAAACCACUAAUGGAAACUUUAUGACUGUUCAACCGACGGAUAACUUACUAGUUUGCGGGCAAAGUGAAGACUAGCGAAAUGUGUUUACAAAGUAACACUCCCUGUCAGCCCUCCUGCAGGAGAGGAUAGAGGGAAAAUAAGAGAAAUGAUUGUUCAAGGGCUCCAAAAUCAGGACUUUCUGCCAAGAAUAUGUGUCCAACAUUUGGAGGUACCCUCUAAAUCUUCCUUUCAGAAUCCACCAAUGUACGGACAUACAAGGAGGAGUGCCAGGUCAGGAAGCGAGUCGAUCGAGUGGCCAUCUUUUUUUCUUGGAGGAUAAUUAAUGCAUGCCAAGCUGGAGGGCUGAUCCCAACACCGGACUUCUGUGAACAGGACUGUGAAGGAAGCUCUCCUCUGCUUCACAGUUGGUUGCAUUCGGGAGACUUUUGAACAGCCCAUGCUGCCUGUGGCCUAAAGGUGAUGGCUUCAUCCUGAUUUGCUCUUCUUGUGACCUGGGAGUCCCUAAAUCCCGAACAAUAUAGCUUUGUAACAUCCUGGAAGUACCUGGAAUUCUAGGAGUAUCUCACCAAAACUUCUUAAGGUGCCCAGGCACCGCAUCAAUAGCUUUACAUUCUCCUUUAGUAUUCCUAUUUUUUUGAGUAUACAAAGUAAAAGAGACGAAAGUCUGCACAUUAGCAAUAGCCGCUGGCCAUCCUACAUUGCUCCGACGAACCUGCUGUGACCAAGAGGGCGUGACCUUUCUGCCUGCUGACUUCAAACACACACUUGAAAAGAAAACACAGACAGAGAGGCUUCCGCGUGGUGGCAACUCGGACCAAAAACCCCAUCAGGCCUGGAUGCGAUGAACGCCUCAUGUAGGCAUCAGCAUGGACAGCUGUGAGUCUCCUGUGGUUUCUGGGACAGACGAUGGGCUCAGCUCUUCCCAGCAGCAGCAACCACCACAGCCCUGGAACGAUCACUCUAGCUCACAGGUUCCUUGCACCAACCAGGCCCCUUCCCUGGACCCCCUGUCUCUCUCCACUCCCUACCCUUCUCAACCCCAAAACCCGAGUGCACCUUAUGACAGGGUGAGAGAGCUCCAGUCCCAGCAGCAGCAGGCGAAACAGACAUCACCCAAAGUCCACCGUGAUAGCUCUGCCACAGGCCAGCUGCAUCCUAGAAGAGAGGGAACUGAGGAAGAAGAGCAAGAAGGAGGGAGCUGCGGAGAAGAGGAAGAGUCAGAAGACUUAGACGAAAUGGAGAUUGACAGCUGUUUCCCAAGUCUUCAACCUUUUCCUGGGGUGCCAAUGGCUUCAGGGGGAGGGGGCAUGCCCACUCUUCUGCGUCAUCAGCCUACGCAACAACAGGGAGCUACAGAAAGUGGGAGUGAGGAAGGAGAGGAAGAAGAGGAAGAGGAGAUUAGUGAUGUUGAGAACCUGACUGGAGAGAUAGUCUACCAGCCAGAUGGCUCAGCUUACAUCGUAGAGAGCCUCAGUCAGUUGAUCCAAAGUGGUGGGGGCAUGGUACCCGGCCUGCUUUCCACAAACUCUCUCACCAGUGGGGGAAAACCGGGGGAACCUGCUGGGACUUCAUCCACGGUCUACCCUCAGAUCAUUAACACGUUCCACAUAGCCUCGUCCUUCGGGAAGUGGUUUGGCAAUUCAGACCAAGGUUUCCCCAAUACCUCAACCAUGGCAGGUCUCAGCCCUGUCCUGCACAGUUUCCGUGUCUUUGAUGUGCGGCACAAAAGCAACAAGGAUUACCUAAACAGCGAUGGGUCUGCCAAGAAGUCCUGUGUAUCCAAAGAUGUUCCCAACAACGUGGAUUUCUCCAAAUUUGAUGGGCUAGCCCUUUAUGGCAAGGGUAAGCCCAUUCUCAUGUGUUUUCUCUGCAAGCUGUCCUUUGGCUAUGCGCGUUCCUUUGCCACUCAUGCUGUUCAUGACCACCGCAUGACACUGUGUGAGGAUGAGCGUCAGCUGCUGGGGGACAAGCAUGCAUCUGCCAUCAUCCAGGGCAUUGGGAAGGACAAAGAGCCCCUCAUCAGUUUCCUGGAACCAAAAAAUAAGAGCACUCCUCUGCCACCUACCCUUCUCCCCAUUAACCCUGGUCAGAGCUUCUAUGGCACGUUUAGUGGUGUCCAUUUGGAGCCUGGAAGCAGCAGUGGGGGCGGUGAGACCGUCCUAAACAAAGAUUCUGACUCUAGCCUCCAGCAACAGCAACAGACCCAACUAAGCUCGGCCCUUUCUCUUGGAGGGCUGAACAUCCCCAAAGCAUCCACUCUUACCUCAUCCCCAGGCUCUGCCAAAGACUCCAGUGCCCUGCCCAAACAGGGAGGGAGAACAGAGGAGCCUGUUGGGAAAGAGUUAGCAUGCCAGGGAGAGGAUGGGGACACUGAGGGACAUGAAAGCAAGGAGCAUCUAUCGAGCCAAAUAGGGGGCUCGGAAGAAGAACUGUUAUUAGGGGAGGAGGAAGACGAGGUGGAGGCAGGAAGCACUGCAGUGGCCUGUAGUGAUAACAGUAGCAGUGGCGGAGGUGAAGCAAGGGAACCAGCUGUCUCAAACCAAAGCAUUUCCAAAUCUCCUUUAUUAAUGCCUAGUAGCACUCUCCAGCCUUCUGCCUGCACCUCUGCAGUCAGUUCCACACUCAACAGCAAAGCCCCCGCUUCCACUUCCUCCUCUGUCAGAAAAGAGGGUUCAGCUGCCGAUGGUGGGGGGAGGACCUCAGAGCUCCCUCUGAGCUUUAACUGCCAGGGAUCCACUGUUCCCAUGGCAAUGGCGGCAGCUGCCGUCAGAAGGAGUGAGGAUGAAACUGCUGGCACUUCCUCCUCACCUCUGUCCUCCAAUGCUGCUGCUGAUGAAAGUGCCAAUCGAGAUAGUGCCACAGCUCCAGAACCAAAUGAUUGCCCGGCAGAGGGAGAGGAGGAAAAUGGAGCCCUUCUGCACCAUCACCACAUGCACCACCACCAUCAUCAUCACCUCCACCCUUCAUCACAUGGUCACUCCCACCCACUUCCAGGUGGUUCCUGUGACCUAACAGGGAUGGGCGAGUGUUCACAGAACCACGGGCCUGGUGGCAGUGGAGGGAGUGGGGUAGAAUGCCCAAAAUGUGACACUGUCUUAGGAUCCUCACGCUCUUUAGGUGGUCAUAUGACUAUGAUGCAUUCUCGCAAUUCAUGUAAGACACUUAAGUGUCCAAAAUGCAACUGGCAUUACAAAUACCAGCAGACGUUGGAGGCCCACAUGAAAGAGAAGCACCCAGACUCUGGAGGCUCCUGUAUGUAUUGCAGCAGUGGUCAGAGUCAUCCUCGUUUGGCUCGUGGGGAAAGUUAUACCUGUGGAUACAAGCCCUUUCGGUGUGAGGUUUGUAACUACUCAACGACCACAAAGGGCAACCUAAGCAUCCACAUGCAGUCGGACAAGCACCUGAACAACAUGCAGACACUGCAGAAUGGAGGCUCCAUUGGCUCUGCGCAGGAGCAAGUGUUUGGACAUAACCCAGGAGGAGUGGUGGCUGUCCCCUCAGUGACCCAGGCCAGUAGCCAUCACCCUCCCCACCACCAUCCUACGCAGUCCUCCACCCAUAUGGCUGGACCGUGUGGGGCCCCCUCCCCGACCAAGCCGAAGAACAAACCAAGUUGGCGAUGUGAGGUAUGCGACUAUGAAACCAACGUUGCACGGAACCUACGUAUCCACAUGACCAGUGAGAAGCACAUGCACAACAUGAUGCUGCUCCAGCAGAAUGUGAGUCAGAUGCAGCAUGGCCGACUUGGCUUGGGAGCCAUGCCUUCGCCUUCUGAGGCUGAGCUUUACCAAUAUUACCUGACCCAGAACAUGGGCCUUCCACCAGGCCUUAAGAUUGACCCAGCAGGAGCUGAAGCCCAGUUUUUGAUGGGGGGUUUUCAUCUUGAUCCCAACAUGGCUGCCCUGGCCCCUGCACUUGUAGGUGGUGAGAUCCCUAUGGAUGUGCGGCUGGGCAGUGGGCAGUUAGUGUCUGAAGAACUCAUGACCCUGGGAGAAAGUCUAUCGCAGACAAGCGACCCCUCGCUCAAGCUCUUUCAGUGCGCCGUGUGCAACCGCUUCACCACUGACAACCUGGAUGUGCUUGGCAUGCAUAUGGGCGCUGAGCGCAGCCUACCGGAGGAGGAGUGGCGGGCCGUUGUGGGCGACUCUCACCAGUGCAAGUUGUGCCACUACACCACCCAGCUCAAGGCCAACUUCCAGCUGCAUUGCAAGACGGACAAACACGUGCAGAAGUACCAACUUGUGGCACACAUCAAAGAAGGGGGAAAAGGCAACGAAUGGCGACUGAAAUGUGUGGCAAUUGGCAAUCCAGUGCACUUGAAGUGCAAUGCCUGUGACUACUACACUAACAGCCUGGAGAAGCUGAGGAUGCACACUGUCAAUUCCCGCCAUGAGGCUAGCCUCAAACUUUACAAGCACCUGCAGCAGCACGAGAACGCGGUGGAGGGUGAUGCCUGCUACUACCACUGUGUGCUGUGUAACUACUCGACCAAGGCCAAGCUCAAUCUGAUCCAGCAUGUGCGCUCCAUGAAACACCAGCGCAGCGAGAGCCUCAGGAAGCUCCAGCGCCUGCAGAAGGGUCUGCCGGAGGAGGACGAGGACCUCAGCUCCAUCUUUACCAUCCGCAAAUGUCCUUCUUCAGAUACAGGAGAGCUGAGUGAGGAUGUGGAGGCUGCUAGUGAGACCACCACAGACCAGGAGGACCAAACCAAAGACAGAGAAAGUGGGGGGGAGAAGGAGCUCACCAAAGGGACAGCGGUGACCGGCCACCAAGAACGGCACCAGUCGGAUUCCCCGAUCCCCUCCAAGAGGCCCUCCUCACGGUCCGAGACCUCAGAGAGCCCGCUUUCCUCAAAGCGUCCCAGGACGGCUGAGAAGAGCGCUGCAGAGCAGAUGUACCAGUGCCCCUACUGCAAGUUCACCAACACGGACCUGAACCGUCUCAGAAUGCACGUGAUGACGCAGCACUCUGUCCAGCCUAUGUUACGCUGCCCACUAUGUCAGGACAUGCUCAACAACAAGAUCCACCUGCAGUUCCACCUCACACACCUCCACAGUGUGGCUCCAGACUGUGUUGAUAAGCUAAUUGCCACAGUAACAGCAAGUGAAGCACUGCCAGCGAGCAUGUUCAUACCUGUACCGAGUCCAGACAGAGAGUCUCAGAGCACCCCUCAUGCUACAGCCAACUCCACUUCUGAAGAUACAAAGAAACAAGCUGAUGCAUCAGAGGCUGAUCUGGAGACUGGGGUGUCACUCCCGACAGAAAUGCCUCAAGCUCAAAAGUCACCUCUGGAAGAUCAACAGUCGGAGAGGGACGAUGCCACUGGAUUCCUGUGCUGGAAAAAAGGCUGUAAUCAAGUGUUUAAGUCCUCCAACUCCCUCCAAAUGCACUUUAAUGAAGUUCACAACAAAAGGCCCCAGCUGCCUGUGUCAGAUCGCCAUGUGUACAAGUACCGCUGUAACCAGUGCAGCCUGGCCUUCAAGACUGUUGAGAAGCUCCAGCUCCAUUCACAGUACCACGUAAUCAGAGCGGCCACCAUGUGCUGCCUCUGUCAGAGAAGCUUUAGAACACUGCAGGCUUUGAAGAAACAUCUAGAAACCAGCCACCUGGAGCUGAGUGAGGCUGAUAUCCAGCAGCUUUAUGGGGGCUUGUUGAUGAAUGGUGACAUAAUGGUUAUGGGUGACCCCACCCUUGGUGAGGAGCACGGAGGUCUGCUGGAAGAUGACAAAGAAGGAGAUGAAAGUGAUCCUGAGGAAAAACAAAGCCCAACAGGCAGUGACUCUGGCUCUCUACAGGAAGACUCUGGAUCUGAGCCAAAACGUGCUUUGCCAUUCAGAAAGGGCCCAAACUUUACCAUGGAGAAGUUUUUGGAUCCAUCUCGCCCUUUCAAGUGCACUGUCUGCAAAGAGUCUUUCACACAGAAGAACAUCCUUCUGGUUCAUUAUAACUCUGUCUCCCACCUACACAAGGUGAAGAGGGCUCUUCAGGAGUCCACUACUGGCCAGCCUGAGCCCACCAGCAGCCCUGACAACAAGCCAUUCAAGUGCAGCACUUGUAAUGUGGCCUACAGCCAGAGUUCUACUCUAGAGAUCCACAUGCGCUCUGUUCUACACCAGACCAAAGCUAGAGCAGCCAAACUUGAAGCAGCAGGAGGGCUCACUAGCCCAGCAAGUGCUACUGGUUUAAGCGGUGGGGGGUCCAGUAUUAGCACUUCAACACCUAGUCCAAGCCCUGCCAGCAACUCAACUACAGGCUCUACCAACCACAGUUCUUCUGGGUCUCAUACUGCUCAGAGUUCACAUGGAGGAAACCACAUGGGCCAGAGUCAUAGCAUUGAAAAUCUGGGAAACUCCUCAGUGAGCUGCCAUUCCUCGCCAUCUGAAAACCAUGAGUUAAAAAAGUCCAAGUAUGACAUGCUGUCUACAAGGGGGCAACAACAGCAGCAGCAGCUUCAGCAGCAGCAGCUGGCUCAGGCUCAAGCACAAGCUCAAGCUCAGCUUCAGCAAGAACUCCAACAGCAGGCUGCUCUGUUACAAUCACAGCUAUUCAACCCAGCACUUCUGCAGCACUUCCCUAUGACAACUGAUGCACUUCUCCCCCUGCAACAGCAGCAAUUGCUUUUUCCUUUCUACAUCCCUGGAGCAGAAUUUCAACUAAACCCAGAGAUUAGCAUCAGUAAUUCAGCACUUGGCCUCGCAGGAUCGUCAACCUCCUCAUUGCUGGAAGAUCUAAAAAACUCAGCCCAGCAGGCCCAACAGAGUUGCUUGCAACAACAGUUGAUGCAUCACCACCUUCAGCAGCAGCAUUCACAACAACAGCAGCAGCAACAACAACAACAGCAGCAGCAGUCUCACUCACAGGCUCAGGGGCAGAUGGCAUUGCUCCAGCAGAGUGCAUCUCUCCUCCAGCAUGCUGAGAAAAAGCAAAGAACUCCCUCCUCCCAGAAUGAGAAAGAACAAGAAAUACAAAGGGAGAGGGACACAGCUGAGAAGAAUGAGGAUCAUGUUCACAAAGAUUCUUCAGACAGCAAGUCAAAAGACAAGAAGGACAUUCAGCAUAUUUCAAUAAACAUUAACCAUGAUACAGGUUUGCCUCCACCUAGGAUUGCUUCAGAUGCUCGAGGGAAUGCAACCAAAGCCUUGCUGGAAAAUUUUGGGUUUGAGUUGGUAAUACAAUACAAUGAAAACAAACAGAAAGCUCAGAAAAAGACAGCUGGCCCUACAGGAUCAAGUGGUCCAGGUGGGAUAACAAGAGUGGUGGACCCCAUUGAGGGAUUAGAGAAACUGGAAUGUGAAGCCUGUGGCAAGCUGUUUUCAAACAUACUGAUUCUAAAGAGCCACCAGGAGCAUAUCCACCAGGCUUUCUUUCCUUUUCGAUCCCUUGAGAGGUUUGCUAAGGAAUACAGAGAGCAUUAUGAUAAACUCUAUCCACUGAGACCUCCUACACCAGAGGCUGCUCCCGUUCCUCCACCGCCUCCUCCUCCACCUCCGCCCCCUCCUCCACCCCAAAGAGCUCCUACACCAAACAUCCCUGUCUCUGCUGCUUCACUCACACCUCCAACUGUACCCACCCCACAGCCGCCAGUUCAGAUGGCCCAAAUCCCCAUGCCUAUGGAUUUGCCCCUGUUCUCUCCACUCAUGAUGCAACCCAUGUCACUUCAGUCCUUGCCCACUCAGUUGCCUCCCCAGUUGCCAUCUGUGGAGCCAAGCCUAGCCUCAGACCUGGCCCAGCUUUAUCAGCAGCAGCUUACACCAGCCAUGCUGCAGCAGCAGCAGAACAAAAGGCCACGCACACGUAUUACAGAUGACCAGCUCAGGAUCCUGAGACAGUACUUUGAUAUUAACAAUUCACCAAAUGAGGAGCAGAUUAAAGAGAUGGCCGACAAGUCAGGGCUCCCUCAAAAAGUCAUAAAGCACUGGUUCAGGAACACUCUUUUCAAAGAACGGCAACGCAAUAAAGAUUCGCCAUACAAUUUUAAUAAUCCACCAACUACAACAUUAGAAGAAGCAAAAGUUGACUCAAAACCUCCUUCCCCUGAGCCCCAGAAACAUGAGCUAUAUGGCAGUAAGAGAUCAUCCAGGACUAGAUUUACUGAUUACCAGCUCAGAGUGCUGCAAGACUUCUUUGAUGCCAAUGCAUAUCCCAAAGAUGAUGAAUUCGAACAGCUCUCCAACCUUCUGAGCCUCCCCACUCGUGUCAUCGUUGUGUGGUUCCAAAAUGCUCGCCAAAAGGCAAGAAAGAACUAUGAAAACCAGGGAGAAGGAGCAAAAGAUGGAGAAAGACGAGAGCUGUCAAAUGACCGCUAUAUCCGGACCUCAAAUCUGAACUACCAGUGCAAGAAAUGCAGUCUGGUUUUCCAGCGAAUCUUUGACUUAAUAAAACACCAAAAGAAGCUGUGUUACAAAGAUGAAGACGAGGAUGGACAGUAUGACAGCCAAAAUGAGGAUUCGCUGGAUCUCUCCAGUGAAUGUUACACUCCCUCUGGGUCUUCCUGUCACACCCCAAUGCCCUCCUCUUCAAGUCUGUGCCCACUACCACCCUCCACUUCAGCUUUCUCACACCUCCCAUCCACUGAAAAAGAGGAAGCAUCACCAGCAACCACCUCAAACCUCUUUGAUGAGAAGCCCAAGCAGUUGCCAGAAAUAUCAGCUGAUCCACGAGAAACCCAAUCCUCUAUUAAGCAGGAGAUUGUACAUCCACCCCAGUCUGAGGCACAACACCACAGACCUCAAAGAGAAGAAAAGAUUCAAAAGCCUAUCAAACAUGCAUCGUCUUCCUUCUCUCAGCAACAACAGCAGUGUGGUCCUUCAGCCUCCCAGACAAGUCAAGCCUCAUCGCAAGCCUCUCACAUGAGCCUCAAUGCACACCUGACCUCUGCCACACAACAACUGGCACAGCAGAUGAUCCCUUACCAGUGUGAGCAGUGCAAAAUUGGCUUCCCCUCCUUUGAACAUUGGCAGGAGCACCAGCAAUUACACUUCCUCUCUGUGCAAAAUCAAUUCAUCCACCCUCAAUUCCUUGACCGUCCAAUUGACAUGCCUUUCAUGCUAUUUGAUCCCAGCAAUCCUCUCCUGGCUAGUCAGCUACUCUCUGGGGCAAUGCCACAGAUCCCAAGCAGCUCUGCCACCUCUCCGUCCACCCCCACCUCCACCAUGAACUCCCUGAAGAGGAAGUUAGAGGAGAAAGCUGGCACCAGCCCAGGAGAAAACGACAGCACAAAUAGCGGAGAGGAGCCACAGAGAGACAAAAGGCUCAGAACCACCAUCACACCUGAGCAGCUAGAGAUCCUUUAUCAGAAGUAUUUAUUAGAUUCCAAUCCUACACGCAAAAUGCUUGAUCACAUUGCUCAUGAGGUGGGAUUAAAAAAGAGGGUAGUCCAAGUAUGGUUCCAAAACACCAGAGCUAGAGAGAGGAAAGGCCAGUUUAGAGCAGUAGGGCCUGCACAAGCUCAUCGCAGGUGCCCUUUUUGUCGAGCUCUUUUCAAGGCCAAAACUGCCCUGGAGGCACACAUUCGCUCUCGUCACUGGCAUGAAGCCAAACGUGCUGGCUAUAACUUAGCUCUCACAGGUAUGUUACCAGAACACGAGGGUAUGCAAAUAAAAAUGGACGCCCUAGAGACUUCAAGCCAACUAGCCCCAUCAAACAGUGAUGGACAGAGCUCCUCCAUGUCACCGGUCAACAAAAGCAUGGAUCUGUCUCCCAGGGCUCUGCUUAGCCCAUCUUCUAUUAAAGUUGAGGGAAUGGAGGAUUUUGAGAGUGCAGCUAUGUCUUCAGUGAACCUCAGCUUUGAUCAAAGUAAACUGGAUAAUGACGACUGUUCCUCUGUGAAUACAGCAAUCACAGACACAACAACAGGUGACGAGGCCAAUGCUGAUAAUGACAGUGCUGAUGUUAAGCACAGUCACAACAGUGCUGAUUACCUGUCUAAGUCUGGGGGCUCGGUCCCCAUCCUUGAUAAUGAUGACCAAAUGUCCUCAGGGCUGGUGAGUCCUGCAACAAGCUAUUAUGCUAAGGACUAUGACAAUGAAAAUAUGAUUGACCACAGUGAGACGUCGAGCCUUGCUGACCCCUGUUCACCAAGUCCUGGAGCCUCGGGUAGCAGGAGCAUCGACAGCGGAGAUCGACCUGGCCAAAAGCGCUUCCGAACCCAGAUGACCAACCUCCAGCUGAAAGUGUUGAAAUCCUGUUUUAAUGACUACAGGACGCCCACAAUGCUGGAAUGUGAGGUACUUGGCAAUGAUAUCGGACUUCCAAAGAGAGUUGUUCAGGUUUGGUUUCAAAAUGCACGUGCCAAGGAGAAAAAGGCAAAGCUCAACAUGGCCAAGCACUUCGGAAUAAAUCAGACAUCCUACGAGGGGCCGAAGACUGAAUGCACUUUGUGUGGUGUCAAGUACAGUGCCCGCCUCUCUGUUCGUGAUCACAUUUUCUCCCAGCAACACAUCUCAAAGGUGAAGGAUACCAUUGGCAGCCAGAUCGAUAAAGAGAAAGAGUACUUUGACCCAGCUACUGUUCGGCAACUUAUGGCCCAGCAAGAGAUGGACCGCAUUAAGAAGGCCAAUGAAGUGUUAGGAUUGGCACAGCAGCAGGCCAUGCAGCAGCAAGGGAUGUUUGAUAACCCUGCAAUGCAGGCUUUGAAUCUACAGUCAGCCUAUCCAAAUCUGCAAGGCAUCCCACCUGUGCUUUUGCCAGGGGUUGGCAGCCCCUCUCUUUCCAGCUUUAACUCAUCUAAUUCAGCUUUAACUCCUCCAAAACCUUCAAACCUCCUGAACAUGCCUGGUGCCAGCGUCCCCUCACCGAGCCUCCCCACGUCUGGACUGCCCAACAAGCCUCCCUCCUCAUCGUCUCUCGCCGCGUCGAGCCCGGCGCAGACCAAUACGUCUGCUUCCCAUUCAAGCCCCACCUCCACAUCCAACUCCACUCCCUCGACUACCCAGUCCGGCUCCCGGCCUGAACCCCCCAAAGAACGUGAUGCUGAGAGGGUAAGAGAAAAGGAGAAGCCCAAGGAAAAGACAGAGAAACCCCCAACCCCAUCAUCAACUGGAAGCACCCCUGCCCCUUCCACUUCUGCCGCCAGCGCCAAGAAAGAGAAACCAGACACAGCUGUACCUGCCACCUCUAUGCCCACACCUGGCAUGGAGUAUGUGGUCGACCCUGCGCAGCUUCAGGCCCUGCAGGCUGCUUUGGCAUCAGAUCCAACAGCUCUGCUCACAAACCAGUUCCUGCCCUACUUCAUGCCUGGCUUUUCCCCGUAUUACACCCCACAGAUCCCAGGGGCUCUCCAGGGGGGCUACCUGCAGCCCAUGUAUGGUAUGGAAAGUCUCUUCCCUUACAACCCAGCAUUGUCACAAGCACUGAUGGGCCUGUCUCCAGGGUCCCUGCUGCAGCAUUACCAGCAAUAUCAGCAGAGCUUGCAGGAGGCACUACAGCAACAGCAGCGGCAGCUUCAGCAGAUCCAGCAACCCAAGGCGAGCCAAACUCCAGUUACCCCACAAACCUUGGGGGAUCGCAAAGAAUCUGCCAAAGAUCCAGCGAAAACAGAGGAGCAAAAGGGCAAUCCCCAUAGUGAACCCCCCACUUCUUCCUCUUCCUCCUCUUCUCAUAAUAAAGUUCCCUCUGAGCAGAAUGACAUGGAUGGCAAAGCUGUGGACCCUCAUCUAGACCAGUAUAUCGUCCCCAAGGUGCAGUAUAAACUGGCAUGCCGCAAGUGUCAAGCAGUUUUCACCAAGGAAGAAGCGGCUAUAACCCACCUUAAAUCAAACUGUUUUUUUGGUCAGUCUGUGGCAAACCUGCAAGAGAUGUUGCUGCGUGUCCCCGGUGGCGUAGGUGCAGGGGCUGGAAGUCAGUACGACUGCCUGGCUUGUGACACCACGUUGGAUGGGGAAAAAGCACUCAGUCAACACCUGGAAUCGGCAUUGCACAAACACAGAACAAUCAAGCGAUCAGCCAGAAAUGCCAAAGAGCACGCUACUAGUUUAUUACCUCACUCUUCAGCCUGCUUCCCCAAUCCUAACACCGCAUCUACCUCGCAGUCUGCCACUCAUCCCAUCAGCAGCCCCCCUCCCCCGCCAACAACAUCAGCCACCAUGCCAUCCUCUGCUGUGUCCUCUACCCUGUGCUCCUCCUCCUCUACGACCCCACUCAACACCACAGCUGCCGGCAAACCAUGGCCCCAGGCCCCCUUCUCCAGAGCUUUAGCUGGGAAGCCCAAUGCCAGUCCCUCCUCUUCUUCCUCCUCUUUUCCUCCAAUGUCCUCACCUUCAACGGUUACCUCAAGUUCAUUGAGCACCUCAGGAGUUCAGACCUCGAUACCAACAGACGUCUUUACCGACGAGUCUGACUCUGACAGCAGUCAGAAGUCAGCAGACAGGCUGGGAAGGACGGCGGAGGAGCCGCAGCAGCCUGGCUUUGUCAAAGACAGUAGUAGUUGUAGUAGUAAUCUUGCUAGUGUAGGAACAGACUCCAUCAGAUUGUAAAAGAGCUUUCAGUGAUGGACAAUAUUUAAAAAAUAUGAAAAAAGACAAAAAAAAUCACAAAUGGAAAAAAACAUAAAAAGCAGCAAUGUUAAAAAUACAGUAAAGUAUACAAACCAAUUUCAGAAAAGAUGUGUAAAGACUAACUGCAAUUCCAAAGCUUGUAACCAAAAAUUUAAAUGUUAGUGGAUUGUUUUCCCAUAUCAACAUGCUGGUUUUCAUUUUUUCUUUUUUUAUUUGUUUGUUUGUUUGUUUGUUUUGUUUUACUCAACUGAAAUACAUCAUACUAAUAUAUGAGAAUAGAAAAGAUUGCUGCAGUUAUGUUUGGAUAAUGGUAGAGGAAUGCUGUACUGUAUGGCAAUGGACUGCCUCAAAGUUGACAAAUGGCCCAAGAACCCUUCUGAAGAAAUCCAAGUCAACAAGCUGUCCCUUUGUUUUGUAAUAAUUUCUACUUAAUAGCACAGUCACAAAAAGCCAGUAUGUACUGUAUGGGAGAAUAGUCUUUCACUUUUCUUGCUAUUUAAGCAUUCAGAUACCAAUGGCUUGCAAAAGAAAAAGAAUAAUGUAAUGUCUAUUUUAUUCUCAGGUCAACAGCUCACAGAUGUUUUUCUGUUACAGAUCCAUGUUUGGCAUCUUUUGUUUUCAACAGAAGAUGAGCAUUUUUGUUCUGAACUUGAUUUAAUAACCUUUUUUUUUAAGUUGAACGAUAUUUGAACAAGGCAUUGUUUCUGGGCAUUCAAAAAGGGUAAAUGAGUUGCUGAUUUUCACAUUAGAAAUUGUUUUCAAGGGGGAAGAGGAGGGGUCACAAUCCCAUUAUACCCAGACAUAGGAGAGCAUUGCAGGCAUAAUAAUGGGCGAUAAAAAGAGUUUUAAUUAAAAAAGCAACCCUCUGUAUUUAUGAUAGAUAUGAACAUUUUUGGUGUUAAGUAGAUUGUUGCAUUGGAAAUGACUUUAAACAGUAUGGUAGGUUGAAAAAAAAUUUGUGUACAUUUAGCUUUUGUAUUGUCCAACUUUAAGACGCUUCAUUUGAUGUUGUCUUGGUCAUUCCGAUAGACUAGAUUAUGGACAAGUAAUUUAUCUCGACUUUAUUUCUGUCUUAUUCUUAACUUCUUGGGAAAUGUUCACCCAAAAUGCCCCUCCUGACAAGGCAGGAUCUUAUUUUAGAAUUAUUUAAAUUUAUUGUGUGGUUAGUUAUGUGCUAAUCAGACAAACAGAAAGAUCCUGGGUGAAAUAUUGAAAGUUUUAUAUUAUUUAAUUUUGCGUUACCUUUGUGCACUUAUCACUGUCUGACUCCUAUUUCUCACUACUUGUUCCUCUCUUCGCACUUAUUUUUCUCUGCUCUCCUGUGUUUGUAGAUAUGUACACUACAAAGCAGGUCUUUUGUUCUUCAUGUAGUGUGGCUACAGUCUUUAUUUUCAUUUUGACAUUUUUGUUGUCAUAAAUGAAAAUGAAAAAAGAAUACUAAUAAUAAUUCUCACGCUUUAAGACAAAAAGAAAAUCCAAAGACUAAACACUUUCACCAUUGGUGCAUAAAUAUGAGAAAAGAGGCUUCUUUAUACUUGAGAAUUUGUUGCUGUUUUUAGAGGAAAGAAAACAAAGUUUUAGAAGAUAAAGGAGUACGCAUCAGAGUUGCCGUUUUUGCUUCUUUGCAAGCAAACAGGUGGCUUUUUUACGUAAAUACCAAAAACCAAAAAGGGCCCUUGUCCUUGCAUUGUGGAGUAGCACCGUUACAGAGCCAUUGCAGUUUGUAAGAUAGAGGUUAUUAAUGUUUCUUUGACUUUUUUGUCACAUUCAAAUGUCCAUUUUUUAAAGAAAAUGUAUAAGGUCUGGUCUUCAAGGACAUACGUUUUGCUGCUAAUGUAGAAUUUUGAAAGAAAAAAAGAGUACCUAGAUGCAUGCUCAUUUUGCUUUUGGCUAAGCUUUAACUAAAACAAACAAUAAACCAAUUUCUUGCCUCUGCAACACCUUUUUUUUUCUUGUUGCAAAAACGGAACUUUGAAGACUGUGAAUAUAUGUUCCAAAGGACAUUUUGCCGAUUUUCUUUUUGAACAGACCAAUGUUUAAAGCCAAUGAUCUAUAACGUUUGUAAAGAACAGUGCAUUCCAAAUAACACAGUGGAUUUUUUUCUUAAGCAAGGACUGAUCCUGUUUCAUUUGAAUUACUUUGAAUUGUCACAAUCUAUUUUUUCCUAAUUUUUAAAGUGACUGUAAACUGUUGUGUACAUUUUUUGCAUCAUUGGUUGCUGAACAAAGUGACCUCCAUAUGUCUUUUUGUGCUGGUAUGGAACAUUGCUGAGAAUCCCUCCAUCCAGUCAAGGUUGUUGCUUACUUGUUAAGCAAGUAAUAGUGGUUACCAAAAAAUGUAUAUAAUACAUCUGGUACUGAUGCGUCUCUUAGGUUUAAUGACACUUAUGCCAGUCGACAUAGUCUCAGAGGGAAAUGAUUGCUGUUUUUGCAGAGGUGAAAUCUACUGGCGACUUGUCCCGUGUGUCUGCAGGGUGCCACUUCCACACUUAGAUUACAGGUUUCCAAAGGGACAUCUUCAUUCCAAAGCAUUAUUUCUGGAAAGGAAGGAGGUUUCUUGAAGAUGUCCCUUGAUUUCACAUAGUUAGGAUGCUUUCGUGUCCAAAGAAGUCUCCCAAGUCAUUUUAUUGCAAUGGAAAUGGAUGUGCGUAGGUACCCCCACUCUCUUACCGAUGAACUAAAAGUUUUAUUUUUAAACCAAAACCUUAUUUAAAUUUGUGAAGAAGUACGUUUUGGCCACUGUUGUAUAGCCAAUAUAGUUGCCCUAACAAAUACACAGCACAAUCUCCGAUGUGUUUAAAGAGCUCUGUGCUGCAGAGCAGUGUGAUCUGGUGUUAAUACUACAGCAUGCUGUUAAAGUCAAGAGAUUUUGUCUGCAAGCUUGUUAUAUCUCUAAAGUCCAAUCCCUAAAAAACUGUUCAUUUGUACCCUUAAGUUGUACAGUUUUCUCCAAAAAGUUGGUUUUAUUUUAAUUUUCAUAUAAUGUCAGACAUGUAUUGUUAUUUUCUUAUAAGUAUUUGUAUUUUAUUUGAGUUCUUAUAUAUUAAUUUUAUCCUAAAUUAACACUAGCUUUAAUUUGAAUUGAAAACAAAAAGUAUGACCUGGCCACUUUAUGGUGUGAUAUUGUUUCUAUGAUAUUGUUUGCGCUUUAAUUUUUCCAAAGUGUAAUCUUUUUGGGCUCUUUUGUGGAGGACAAAGCGGAGGUCUCUGCAUCAGAUUCAGCCAGCAUGAACUGUGUGUUUGUAUGCCUAAGUGUGUGUAUGUGUGUGAACGUGCAUUCAUAAGAGCCAGCAUCAAUUCAAUUUUAUUCUUGUUUGCCUUUUUUAUAUAUAUGUUACACACCAAAACAAACUGAACCACAAAGCUGGAUUAUGAAUAAGUGAAAUUUAAAAAAUCAAAUUUUAACAUCAAUGAUCAGAAAUGAUGAAACCGAAGCACUGAGCAGUUUUUACUUUGAUUGAAUAUAUGAAUGUGGCCAAAGCUUUAUGCAGUUGAAACAAAAAGAGAAAAAAGUUACAAGUUGUGCCCCAGAUAACUGUAUAUUUUAUUGUGGCACAAAAUGCUAUAGUGGAUGAUUGGAUCCACUGACUUACAUUGGGAUACUUGAUUUUAACGGACAUUUACAAAGAGAGAGAUAAAGACAAGGUUUUGCUGUAGAGGUCAUCUUUCUUCCCACUGUGAAAAACGAACGUGUACCUGUAUACAGAUAUAGAUAUAUUUAAAACGAGACAUCAACUUUUUUAUGUUUGUUUUUGAGAUGAAGAAGGAAUGGAAAAAAAGGACUCUCAGAAGCUUUGGAGGUCUUGUUAGGAGGACACGAGAGGCUGUGGGCACACCAAAACUGGGCAUGGGAGCCUAAGGCAGGCUCGAAAACAGCUUUAAAAACCACCUCCUUAUUUGAUUACUGACAACUCUGUAAUGGGAAUGGACUCUGGAACCAAUGGACAUGUGUAACACAGAGAGAAAAACUGAACUUAAGUGGCUCCAGCUGCCUCUUUUCUCCUUUCUGUCUGUCUCUUUCUUUCUCCAGCUCUGCCUCUGCUUCUGCUCUUUGAUGGACUUUUUUCCAAACUUCAGGACAGGAUGGACAGAGAUGCUUGCUUCAUUUCUCCCGAUUCAUGUUGCUUACCCGUUUCAUUUCCUCGUGCUUGUCUCUGGUUGACAAGUCAAAGCUCUCCAGUUGAAUGGCGGCUCACCCCUCUCUCUGUUGGGUACAUUAUCUAGAAAAAGAGAGAAAUGAACAACAGAGAGAGGGGACGGGUUCUCAAAGCUGUCGUUCUUAAAGAGGCAGUUACACUAAAAAAGCGUAUUAACCAAAAUUAACAACCAAACUAACAACCAAACAACCAUUUGCUCCAACUUCAAAGAUGAACUGUUACUUGGAGCUCUCUGUUCCUUUUGUGACUUCUGGUGCCACAAUGUUUUUUUUAUGCUUUUUGUUUUUCUUUUUUUGUUUCCUUGAAUUACUCCUCCUUCGAGCCUCAUAAGCAUGGCUCUGUGGCUCCAGGCAGCCCAUCCGAGGGUAGAAAAAAACAGCCUUGCAAUGUACAAAAAAGAGCAAGUUAAACCAAAAAUGUUGUUCUUGAUGUCUUUUCUAUACUGUAGUCUUGUUAGCUUUUUUGUUACUGUAAUUAUAUGAUGAAGAUUUCCAAACUGUACCAAAUUACAUGGAAACUAACAUACAUACAACCACAUGGAACUUCAGACUUUUAAAGAAACUUUUGUCACAAAACCUUGUUGUCCUAGUUAAGUUGAUUGUAGAUGGUAAUUGAAUAUACUCCUUUGAAAAUAUUUCAUCAAGUAUGUUUCUUGCUCAUUGUGAUACAUUA
This is a messenger RNA of Cheilinus undulatus (humphead wrasse), 17326 nucleotides long. It is a transcript of the gene zfhx3, whose product is annotated as zinc finger homeobox 3. NCBI's taxonomy places the organism in Eukaryota, Metazoa, Chordata, Actinopteri, Labriformes, Labridae. The record is from RefSeq and is a predicted model, not a curated record. Gene Ontology annotation, biological process: regulation of transcription by RNA polymerase II; regulation of neuron differentiation; brain development. Gene Ontology annotation, molecular function: zinc ion binding; RNA polymerase II cis-regulatory region sequence-specific DNA binding; DNA-binding transcription factor activity, RNA polymerase II-specific. The coding region runs from base 871 to 12477 and encodes 3868 amino acids. The transcript is spliced from 17 exons. Gene Ontology annotation, cellular component: nucleus.